GCUAGAGCAUAAUAUUCUGACACUCGCCUCCCCGCGCGUGCCCCUCUCUCCUCACCUCCAAUGCUCUUCGAUCGCCAACCUUGCACGUGCCCCUCUCUCCUCACCCUGCGUGGGCUCCCCUCUCCUCACCUUGUGUGCUCCCCUCUCCUCACCUUGCGUGCUCCCUCUCCUCACCUUGCGUGCUCCCCUCUCCUCACCUUGCGUGCUCCCCUCUCCUCACCUUGCGUGCUCCCCUCUCCUCACCUUGCGUGCUCCCCUCUCCUCACCUUGCGUGCUCCCUCUCCUCACCUUGCGUGCUCCCUCUCCUCACCUUGCGUGCUCCCCUCUCCUCACCUUGCGUGCUCCCCUCUCCUCACCUUGCGUGCUCCCCUCUCCUCACCUUGCGUGCUCCCCUCUCCUCACCUUGCGUGCUCCCCUCUCCUCACCUUGCGUGCUCCCUCUCCUCACCUUGCGUGCUCCCUCUCCUCACCUUGCGUGCUCCCCUCUCCUCACCUUGCGUGCUCCCCUCUCCUCACCUUGCGUGCUCCCCUCUCCUCACCUUGCGUGCUCCCCUCUCCUCACCUUGCGUGCUCCCCUCUCCUCACCUUGCGUGCUCCCCUCUCCUCACCUUGCGUGCUCCCCUCUCCUCACCUUGCGUGCUCCCCUCUCCUCACCUUGCGUGCUCCCCUCUCCUCACCUUGCGUGCUCCCCUCUCCUCACCUUGCGUGCUCCCCUCUCCUCACCUUGCGUGCUCCCCUCUCCUCACCUUGCGUGCUCCCCUCUCCUCACCUUGCGUGCUCCCCUCUCCUCACCUUGCGUGCUCCCCUCUCCUCACCUUGCGUGCUCCCCUCUCCUCACCUUGCGUGCUCCCCUCUCCUCACCUUGCGUGCUCCCUCUCCUCACCUUGCGUGCUCCCCUCUCCUCACCCUGCGUGGGCUCCCCUCUCCUCACCUUGCGUGCUCCCCUCUCCUCACCUUGCGUGCUCCCUCUCCUCACCUUGCGUGCUCCCCUCUCCUCACCUUGCGUGCUCCCCUCUCCUCACCUUGCGUGCUCCCCUCUCCUCACCUUGCGUGCUCCCUCUCCUCACCUUGCGUGCUCCCCUCUCCUCACCUUGCGUGCUCCCCUCUCCUCACCUUGCGUGCUCCCCUCUCCUCACCUUGCGUGCUCCCCUCUCCUCACCUUGCGUGCUCCCCUCUCCUCACCUUGCGUGCUCCCCUCUCCUCACCUUGCGUGCUCCCUCUCCUCACCUUGCGUGCUCCCCUCUCCUCACCCUGCGUGGGCUCCCCUCUCCUCACCUUGCGUGCUCCCCUCUCCUCACCUUGCGUGCUCCCUCUCCUCACCUUGCGUGCUCCCCUCUCCUCACCUUGCGUGCUCCCCUCUCCUCACCUUGCGUGCUCCCCUCUCCUCACCUUGCGUGCUCCCUCUCCUCACCUUGCGUGCUCCCCUCUCCUCACCUUGCGUGCUCCCCUCUCCUCACCUUGCGUGCUCCCCUCUCCUCACCUUGCGUGCUCCCCUCUCCUCACCUUGCGUGCUCCCCUCUCCUCACCUUGCGUGCUCCCUUCUCCUCACCUUGCGUGCUCCCCUCUCCUCACCUUGCGUGCUCCCUCUCCUCACCUUGCGUGCUCCCCUCUCCUCACCUUGCGUGCUCCCCUCUCCUCACCUUGCGUGCUCCCCUCUCCUCACCUUGCGUGCUCCCCUCUCCUCACCUUGCGUGCUCCCCUCUCCUCACCUUGCGUGCUCCCCUCUCCUCACCUUGCGUGCUCCCCUCUCCUCACCUUGCGUGCUCCCCUCUCCUCACCUUGCGUGCUCCCCUCUCCUCACCUUGCGUGCUCCCCUCUCCUCACCUUGCGUGCUCCCUCUCCUCACCUUGCGUGCUCCCCUCUCCUCACCCUGCGUGGGCUCCCCUCUCCUCACCUUGCGUGCUCCCCUCUCCUCACCUUGCGUGCUCCCUCUCCUCACCUUGCGUGCUCCCCUCUCCUCACCUUGCGUGCUCCCCUCUCCUCACCUUGCGUGCUCCCCUCUCCUCACCUUGCGUGCUCCCUCUCCUCACCUUGCGUGCUCCCCUCUCCUCACCUUGCGUGCUCCCCUCUCCUCACCUUGCGUGCUCCCCUCUCCUCACCUUGCGUGCUCCCCUCUCCUCACCUUGCGUGCUCCCCUCUCCUCACCUUGCGUGCUCCCUUCUCCUCACCUUGCGUGCUCCCCUCUCCUCACCUUGCGUGCUCCCUCUCCUCACCUUGCGUUCUCCCUCUCCUCACCUUGCGUGCUCCCCUCUCCUCACCUUGCGUGCUCCCCUCUCCUCACCUUGCAUGCUCCCCUCUCCUCACCUUGCGUGCUCCCUCUCCUCACCUUGCGUGCUCCCCUCUCCUCACCUUGCGUGCUCCCCUCUCCUCACCUUGCGUGCUCCCCUCUCCUCACCUUGCGUGCUCCCCUCUCCUCACCUUGCGUGCUCCCUCUCCUCACCUUGCAUGCACCCCUCUCCUCACCUUGCGUUCUCCCCUCUCCUCACCUUGCGUGCUCCCCUCUCCUCACCUUGCGUGCUCCCCUCUCCUCACCUUGCGUGCUCCCCUCUCCUCACCUUGCGUUCUCCCUUCUCCUCACCUUGCGUGCUCCCCUCUCCUCACCUUGCGUGCUCCCCUCUCCUCACCUUGCGUGCUCCCCUCUCCUCACCUUGCGUGCUCCCUUCUCCUCACCUUGCGUUCUCCCCUCUCCUCACCUUGCGUGCUCCCCUCUCCUCACCUUGCGUGCUCCCCUCUCCUCACCUUGCGUGCUCCUCUAUCCUCACCUUGCGUGCUCCUCUAUCCUCACCUUGCGUGCUCCUCUAUCCUCACCUUGUGUGCUCCUCUCUCCUCACCUUGAGGCCUCCUCUCUCCUCACCUUGCGUGCUCCUCUCUCCUCACCUUGCGUGCGCCUCUCUCCUCACAAUACAUGCGACCAUACUGGAUUAAAGGGAGGGACCGGGCGCCCACGUUUCCUCACUCGGGAAUCCCGUGCACACGCACACGUUUCUCCUCCCAGCGCGCGCACCUGCCUGGUAAGCCCGCGCGAGAUCCUCUCGCCUCCCGCGUGCGCUCUUCUCGCCACUCGCGCGGCAUCCUAUCGCCCCCCCGCACGCGCUCCUCUUGCCUCCCCGCGCGUCCUCCUCUCACCAUCCCUAGCGUGCUCCUCUCGCCUCCCCUCACGUGCUCCUCUCUCCACACCAUGCGUGCACCUCUUUCCUGUACCUCGCGUCCUCCUCUCUCCUCACCUCGCGUCCUCCUCUCUCCUCACCUCGCGUCCUCCCCUCUCCUCACCUUGCGUGCUCCUCUCUCCUCACCUCACGUCCUCCUCUCUCCUCACCUCACGUCCUCCUCUCUCCUCACCUCACGUCCUCCUCUCUCCUCACCUCGCGUCCUCCUCUCUCCUCACCUCGCGUCCUCCUCUCUCCUCACCUUGCGUCCUCCUUUCAACUCACCGCGCGUCCACCUUUCUACUCACAUUGCGUCCUCCUUUCCUCCAAAUCACCAACAGUGAGGAUCUAGGAGGCGUGAGGGACUUCACCUUCUCUUUCCACGCUGCCUCCGCGUCUCGCGACAGCCUCCGUUGGCGUCGCUGA
Molecule: messenger RNA, 3571 nt
Organism: Closterium sp. Naga37s-1
Lineage: Eukaryota; Viridiplantae; Streptophyta; Zygnematophyceae; Desmidiales; Closteriaceae
Source: the annotation of a GenBank genome assembly